This is a messenger RNA of Bursaphelenchus xylophilus (pine wood nematode), 1110 nucleotides long. The record is from the annotation of a GenBank genome assembly. NCBI's taxonomy places the organism in Eukaryota, Metazoa, Nematoda, Chromadorea, Rhabditida, Aphelenchoididae.
AUGGCCGACGCAUUAUACGAAUUAAGAAAUUAUUAUUACAUUGGGGCUUAUCAGCAAUGUGCAAAGGAAGCUCAGGUAAGUUUCUGAUUUGUAUAUGAUUAAUUUUUUAGAAGACUAAUGUCAAAACGGACAGAGAGCGAUUGGAGAAGGACGUGUUUCUCUUCCGGGCUUACAUUGCUCUUGGAAAGAGCUCAGUCGUUUUGUCAGAAAUCUCAGCCGAUGUUAAGGAAGAUGUAAUGAAGGCAGUUCGCUUGUUAGGCCUAUACAAGUCUCAGACCAGCAAGUGAGUUAUCUGGUUUCACGGCAACGUCUUUUUAGGGAAAGAGUUGUUGUUCAGGUGGAAGAAUUGGCAAACAAUACCGUCGAUGAUCUGGCUUUGGUUAUCCUGGGAUCAAUCUUGCUCAGCGAUAAUGUGAGUUGUUUCAUUCGUUGCGAAAACAAGUAUUUACAAUUAGAAACAUGAGGAGGCUUACAAAGUCUUGAAGAGGGCAGACCUGUUGGAAGCUCGUGCGCUUACUAUCCAGACAUUACUGGCCAUUAACCGCUUCGAUCUCGCCUUGUAAGUAUUUUUCAAUUUAAAGGUAGCCUUUUAGGAAAAACUUGAAGCAAAUGCAAGAAGUAGACGAGGAUGCGACUCUCACUCAGCUGGCACUUGCCUGGCUUUACAUUUCUAACGUGAGUAUAGUCAAAAUCACUUGUGUAAUUUUAUUUUAGGGUAAAGAAAAGCUACAGGACGCUUUUUACAUCUAUCAGGAGAUGAUUGACAAAUUUGGUGCCACUGCUGACCUGCUAGUGUCUCAGUCAGCAGUUAAAAUCUUGAAGAAUGAAAUCCCUGAAGCUGAGAAUCUGCUUCAGCUUGCUGAAGAAAAGGAUUCUGGAUCGGCUGCUGUUCUGAUCAAUCAGUUCUUAGUUAGCAGUGUUCUGCAUAAAAAUGAUGAUGUAGGUUUUGUUUGUCGUGUUUCUCAUUAUUUAUGAUUGCUUUCUUCAGUCUACACCAUACAUUUUCAGGUUUUGAGUCGCAUUCUAACGCAAUUAAAGGCUGAGCAUUCAGAUCUGGCAUGGGUGAAGAGUUAUCUGGAAAAGGAACAACUGUUCGAUGAACUGGAUUAA